Lineus longissimus is the source of this 4397-nucleotide messenger RNA. RefSeq names its product trafficking protein particle complex subunit 11-like. The coding region runs from base 188 to 3574 and encodes 1128 amino acids. The transcript has 30 exons. NCBI's taxonomy places the organism in Eukaryota, Metazoa, Nemertea, Pilidiophora, Heteronemertea, Lineidae. The record is from RefSeq and is a predicted model, not a curated record.
AUCGAAAAUGAAAAUUAAAAGUUUGGGCGAAAAUAAUGAAAAUUUGUCUAAAAAAUCCUUUUCCCUGGCUUGAAUAUAUACAAUUUGCCGUUAUCGUGAUUGCGGCAGAGUAGUUUAGGUGUUCUUUCUUCUUUGUGACUUCGAAGGUUGAAGGAAGAAGUGAAUUAAGGACCCCUUUCAGAUUACCAUGUCGUGGGCAAGUGACUUCCCUGAGGAAUUGCUCUGUCGUCCUAUGGGGCUUGUGGUACUGACAGGCCUGGACAUCACCUACAAUGCUGUACAUAAGUCCAUAUGGGACUCAUUUUGUAAUAACAGACGCCAAGAUCGGGUACCUCUGAAAUUCCGUGUUUUUGAAGCAGACCAUGAGUAUCCAAAAGGAAGAUCAAAGAGGACGUCAUAUGAAUGGUACAUUCCCAAGGGUAUCCUAAAGACGUCCUGGAUGCAUAAACAUCUGGAGCGUAUGCCAGCUGUGGUGGUCGUCUUCUACGACCUUGAUUGGGACGAACACAUGUGGAAAGAGAAGCAGAUGGAGUGCGCCACGAGAGUGGAAAUUGUCAGGAGUACUCUUGUUGGCCGUGGAACGAAAGUGGCAGUGGUGCUCAUUCAGAAGAACACACCUCUCCCUCCUGGUGAGGAUGUGAUAGCUGCUGAGAGAGCUGCUUCCCUAUGCAGUGCGUGUGAGUUAUCUGCCAAGUCAUUGUUUGUCCUGCCACACUCGGACCACCUGCUUGGGUACACAAUCAGACUUGAGAAUGCGUUCUAUGAGCUGUCACAGAGUUACUACUACGCUGAAGCCAGACGGGUCAAGUCCCACAAAGAAUUCCUAAACAAGACCACACACCAGCUUCUCUAUGUACGCCACCAGUUCAAGAUAGGAUUCCUCAAUGAACUCAAGCAGGACACACACAUUGCACUAAAGCAUUACAAGCAAGCCUAUGGACAUGCUCUUGAUCUGCGAAUGCAUGACACCAACAUGCUUGAAGUGAAAACUAUAGCCUGCUUCAUUAAUUACAAGAUCUGUCGUCUUUCGUUUCAACACAAUGUACCACUUGAUGCCAUAGCACAGUUCAGGAAGCACAUCGACUUCUUCAAGAGCAAGAUCGGCAGUCCUGAGUUGGCCUUCGAACACAGUGCAUGGAUGUCAAAACAAUUCCAGGUUUUUGGCGACUUAUUUGAUGAAGCAAUCAAACUUGGUCUAACUGCCGUUCAGACCCAGCACCCUGGGUUCUAUUACCAGCAAGCUGCCAACCAUGCUAUAGCCAGGAAGCAAUUGUGUCGGGGCCUUUGCCACGCUUUGGCUGCCCCUCCUGUUCCUGACCCACUUGAAAACUUAACCAAUUUGGACUUCUAUGGCCAACGACCUUGGAGACAAGGACACCAGAGUAUAGAUCCUCCAGACAGUGUGAAGGAGAGAGAAGGCAUCAGAGCUCUCCAGGCACUGGAGCUCACCGUUGACCACUCGUGGCUGAUCAUCCCUCUGCUGAGCAGCGCUGUCUCACAGUUCAAGAAAUACAAGUCUCCCCGAAUGAAGCGAUACCUCAUGGUCCAGAUGGGUGAGGAGUACUACCAUGCUAAGGAUUACAACAAGGGGCUCACGAUUCUGUCAAGGGUAACGUGGGACUACCGGCAGGAGAGAUGGUGGCCGCUCUUGACCUCCAUUCUAAUCACCUCGCUCAGAUGUGCCUACCUUGUUGGAAACGUUGACGAGUAUGUCACGAUUUGUUUGGAACUCAUGGGAAAGAACAUCCUGUGCUCCCCUGAAGAGAAGACACGAAUUCAGAUGAACCUUAUCAGGGUGAUGUCUAAUGAUGCCCCAGAGCCUGAGCCAGGUUGUGACUCUGACUGUGUGGAGAAAGCGAAGUCCCUCUGGAAGACAGAUCCAUCGACAAGAGAAUCAAAUGUCUUCACGGUUGAAAUGAAUAACAUCAUUCCAUUCAUCGAGUGCAAAGCUCGGUUCACCCAUGCCACAUUCAAAGCUGACGAACCAGUCGAGCUUGAUGUCUUUCUAAGGAUGCAGGAGCCAGCCGAAUGCCCAAUGAGCAGAACAAGCUGUCCCUUCCCUAUCAGAUUUUCCAAGCUAUCAGUCCUAAUAAACAACGUGGCCUACAAUGAAUUCUGUUCUGUGACAGAUACUGAGGGAAUCUCGUCCACAGACGAAGGGUCUGGGUACCUCUACCUUGUCCCUGGCAAACCAAAACGGCAGACAUUCACAUUCAUCCCACUGAAGGAAGAUGUUGGAAAACAGAUACAGAUCACCUCUGUUGCGCUUGAAGUAGGUUCUGAGAAUGCCCGCUGUGCCAUCCUGCACUGGUCUAGUGAGGCUAUCUCGUCCCAAUUGCCACCGCAUGGCGUCAAUGCCAGUCAGCACGUGUCUGAUGUGGACAGCCUACCAUGGGAUAAGAUACACACAAGCCCCACUACCAGCAUCAUUCCACGCGAGUCCCAACUGGAGAUCUCCCUGGAGCACAGUCUCCCCAGCCUCGUCAACGAGUUCUACUUCAUCGAGUUCUCCAUCGACAAUAAGGAGGAGAAUGAGAUCACUGACAUCAGCCUGUCUGUUGGCCUGACCGAGGGACAGGAUCAGAUCAUGGAACAAACAACUCACAUCUGCGUGGACCAAGCAGAGUAUGAUGGGAAGGUGGUCUCCAAGAGGAUGGGAAUCAAUCUUGGGAGUCUUCAACCUGGAGAACAGAUUUCGCGUAACCUGUUCGUCAAGUGCCUGCAGGUUGGAGACAGGUUAAUCAGUGCUAAAGUCAUGUACAAUGUUAUUGUUGUCGUCAACGAGCAGCAGAUUACCUGUAUGUGUAACAAGGAGGAGAAGUGGAAACUGCCCGUAGUGACACCUUUUGAGGUUUCUGUCAACCUCAACUCGUUAAAGUUUGAGACGAUUGAGGCAAUUCAUGGUGACGAGCCUUUCCUCCUGUUGUCAGAGUUGAUCUGUACCUCGCCCUGGCCCCUCGAGAUCAAGAGCAGCGAUUUGAAGCUGUCGCCGUAUGUCCAGUCAUGUGAUGGAAAUCUCCAGUCACAAGUGGAAGGAUUGAACCUGCAGAAAGAUGAACGAGCUACAGAAUGCCACUGCCUGGUAGCGCCACCAUCAAUCCAGCCCUCGGUUCCACUUGGAAUGUACACGAUUAACUGGAGACGAAAAGAGCACAACAAUGUCCUACCCUAUGUCUCGACGACUCUGACCCUUCCCACGAUACCUGUCGAACAUGUGCCAUUGUUUGUGGAUGCAGAACUCCCCUCCCAUGGAAGUGUCCGUGUCUGCCUCCCGGCGGUCUACACCAUAUACAACAGAACUAGCUACGUGCAGGAGAUGGAAGUCAACAUGGAGAACUCUGAGUGCUUCAUGUUCUCGGGUCACAAACAUGUUCACGUGCGCAUCCUCCCCAGUAGUAACCACCAGUUGUCAUUCAACCUGUUCCCGUUGAUGACAGGUUUCAUUGAGCUGCCUAAACUUCAGGUUAACAUGUUGCGAUAUCCUGGCGUCUUCAAUGAUGUUGUACAGAAAAUGCUCCCUACUCAUAUAUUUAUUAAGCCAAGUGGUAAAGAAAUGCAACCAACUCUUGUCUGACACAUAUAGAGGAGCUGGUAAAUUCAACUAGCAUCACAUCUAUUUGGAAAAUAGAAAGACCACGAAGGAAGGGUCAAGCGGUAGCUCUUUAUUGGAGAUACUUGUUGAUAUGAAUAGUUCAAAUCAUGAUAUAUAGGGUGGCCCAAAAAUGUUGCACCUGACUUUUUGGUAUUAAGAUGUGCGGGGUGUUGAACUUAUGGUAUUGUAGUUGUGCAAGCAUCCAGACAUUGAUCUUUUCCAACUGCUUCAAAGCAGCCUUCUGGGCAGCCAAAUUACAUGUAUGAUGUGCUUUUUCUCUCCUUACUAAAAGGCUGGCUUCAUGCUAAAAUAAAUUUAUCUAGUCAACAUAGAAAAAUAUUACCGUAAUUGAUAAUUUUGGUAAUUGUAUGAAUACAGUGUGUACAAAUGUAUAGUCGUCCUGGUAAUACGGUAUAACCAUUUGAUUGUUGUAUGUAAAAUGAGUUUGUAUUUAUCAAACCCACCGACCAUUUGCCAUCUUGGUUGCCUAGUGAAAAAAACCAAAACAAUGUGUACACGUCAUUGCUGUUUACAUGUCUUGCUUCGUACAUAUCUGUGUAAAAUUCUGAUUGCAUCUCCGUUUCAAACCAAAGCAACCAAGAUGGCAGACAGUCAUGAAUAUGCCACGGGGUGUUUUAAUGAUGUUAUAUCUAGGUCACUUCAUCUUUCUACACCGUAGCUGUACUGACUCUAAGCCAGUAUAAGUUAAUCAUGAAGGUAACGCAGUAUAAAAUUAUGCUGCUAUUCUGUAGUUUAUCAUGAUUGUGAAUAAUGAAUAUUUAUUAAAGUGUCAUUAAUGACUGUA